AUGAAUAGAGUGGCCUUUGUUGCAAUAGCCUCAAUUUUAACCUAGCGAAAAGUCUAAUUAUAAAGUACUGGAGAUUCAAGGCACAUCCAUUAUAAAUUGAAGAGUAGAGAGGAACAUUUAGCUGACGCACUAUUAAAUGAAUACGACGUCAUUAUUGUUGGGGGAGGAGCUACUGGGGCAGGUGUUUCCCUUGCUUGUGCUAACAGAGGAUUGAAAUCAAUAGUUUUGGAGUCGCAAGAUUAUGCAAGUGGUGCAUCAAGCAAAUCGACAAAAUUAGUUCAUGGAGGUGUAAGGUACAUGUAACAAGUAUUCCAAUUGUCGGAAAAAAACAGAUUGGAAAAGUUGUAACUGGUUGCAGAGGCAUUAAGAGAGAGAUCCAACUUUUUAUCAAUGUGUUCUUAUUUAACAUAAGAUUUCCCUACUUUGAUACCUUGUACAAAUUUAUUUGAUUUGGGUUACUAUUAUUUUGGGUCUUUAAUUUAUCAUUGUGUUUACUUAUACUACUAAACAGGAGGACAUACUUUUAAGCCUCCGAGAAUAGUUGGCAAAGAAGAAAUUUAAUAACAUUUUAAAUUUGCAAAAUGUAAUUAUGGGGUCAUUUAUUAUGAUGGGUAAUUCAAUGAUGCCAGAAUGGUUUAAGAAUUACUAGUUACAUCAAGUCUAAAAGGGUAGAACAUGGCAAAUUAUGUUGAAGUUAAAGGUUUAUUAAAAAAUGAAUAAAAUAAAAUCACAGGAGUUCAAGCAUUUGACAAGAUUGGAUAGAAACAAUUUCAAAUCAAAGGCAAAUGUGUUGUUAAUGCAACUGGUGGUUGGGCUGAUAAUUUACGUUUAAUGGAUGAUCCAACUGUUAGCAAGAGGAUAGUCUCAGUAGCAGGUAGUCACUUAACCAUGCCCCAAAAAUAUGGAUCUCAUUAGUGGGGAUAUUUGAUACCAAAAACUAAUGAUGGCAGAGUUCUCUAUCUGCUACCAUGGUUAGGAAAUAUAAUAAUGGGAACAACUGAACGAAAAUUAGAUAAUGCAAUUAGUGAUCCUACAGUAAGCAAAGAGGAAUAUAGAUGGUUAUUGUAAUCAUUUUGUGAUGAAUUUGCAAUUGAUGCAAGUGAAGUAGCUAAAGAUGUAAAAUCCAAAUGGUGUGGAGUGAGACCUUUAGUUUAUUAAAGCAAUGCUCUCAGUACAAAAGAAGUUUCACGAACUCAUGAAAUAGAAGUAUCAAAAAGUGGUUUAGUAUCAGUUAUGGGUGGUAAAUGGACUAUCUUUAGAUUGAUGGGUGAAUAAGCAGUAGAUAAGGUUCAAGGAUUAAUUGGAAACAAUUAAAAAAGGUUAGAGAAUCUACCCAAAUUGGUUGGUGAUUGGACAUAAUUUGAUAAUAAGAAGGAAAUCUAAGAUAUGAUGAAAAUGUUCAAUUUACCUUAAACUUAUGCAGCCUAUUUCUUAACAACGUAUGGGGACAGAGCAUAUGAUGUUUUAAAGUUGGUUCAUGAAAAACCAGAGAAUAAGGAAAGUUUGCACCCACAAUUUCCCCAUACUGUUGGAGAAAUAUUGUACCAGAUUAGAUAUGAGCAAGCUAGAAAACCUGAGGACAUUUUGUUUAGGAGAACAAGAUUGGGUUUCUUAGAUUAGAAUGCUAUCUUUAAUGUGUAUGAGAAAGUGUUCUAGAUCAUGGCUAAAGAAUUGAAGUGGCCUGAAAAAUUUUAAAAGGAAUUUUUAAAGGAAAAUUUCGAGUAUAUCAGAAAAUUAGAGUUUUGA
Messenger RNA from Paramecium tetraurelia, 1746 nucleotides. RefSeq lists its product as uncharacterized. The transcript is spliced from 2 exons. The record is from RefSeq and is a predicted model, not a curated record. Gene Ontology annotation, molecular function: glycerol-3-phosphate dehydrogenase (quinone) activity. Gene Ontology annotation, cellular component: glycerol-3-phosphate dehydrogenase (FAD) complex; mitochondrion. NCBI's taxonomy places the organism in Eukaryota, Ciliophora, Oligohymenophorea, Peniculida, Parameciidae. Gene Ontology annotation, biological process: glycerol-3-phosphate metabolic process.